GGGUGUCAGUCACUUGAGGAUUUUCCGCGUCAUCAUCUCAUCGCGACGAUGCCCCCGACUGCCCGCUGCUGCGCCAAGUUUUCGAUCGGGUACUUGAUGAACACGGAUGUGCGCCCGCUGACGAUCUUGGACUUGUGCCACGACGACGACGCGGCGGGGACGCUCCACUCGCCGACCGCGUUCGCCGCCUCCAAGAUGCCGUCCAUGUCGCCGUCGGGGAGUGUACGGCACUGCGAAGUCGUCGGGUGCGAAAACGUGAUUGCGAGCCGAAAACGAUGCAUUAGCCAUGGGGGAGGAGCGCGGUGCAAGGUGCCGACGUGCCCCAAUGGCGCCAAACGGAAUGGCGUGUGUUGGACCCACGGCGGAUCCAGAUUGUGCACGAUGGAUGGGUGCAUGAACCAAGCCAAGGCGCGCGGCCUUUGCUGGAGCCACGGCGGAGGCAAGCCGUGCCAGACCCCACAGUGCUCGAAAACCGCGCUGCGGUAUGGCCACUGCUGGGCCCACGGAGGAGGCAAACGAUGCCUCGAACCGGGGUGCAACCGGCCAGGAUUUGAACGCCACGGAAACUUUUGCCAGCAGCACUUCGAGGCCAAGCGACCAUCGUACUGGGUCCAAGUUUAACCUCCAUGUAGUAUAUUUAAGCCUCUGUAACACCGUUGUGCCGUCGCUGCAUGACGUGACCGAC
Messenger RNA from Aphanomyces invadans, 685 nucleotides. RefSeq lists its product as hypothetical. The record is from RefSeq and is a predicted model, not a curated record. Bases 49 to 621 code for a protein of 190 amino acids. NCBI's taxonomy places the organism in Eukaryota, Oomycota, Saprolegniomycetes, Saprolegniales, Verrucalvaceae. The transcript has 3 exons.